GGGAGCGCACGUGUCUGUGUCGCGGUCCGCUUUAGAAUUCUUUCGUGAAAUGUGAUGUUUGAAAUGUUUCGGUGUUACGUAAAUAAUGUGAUUUGAUUAUGAAUGUGUGAGUGACGCUUUUAACAAUGGUCGUGUUAUUUUUUAUAUCUGUAUUUGUUGCUCGUACCAUGUGCCAUACGAUCACUCUACUUGAUGUGCCUCGCUGGGCCGACCCAAGGAUUGAUGCAGAACUGCGGUGUCAGUACGCACGACAGCCAGGCGAUCCUUCUCUGCACUCGGUCAAGUGGUACAGGGGCAAACACGAGAUCUUUAGAUAUACACCUCAAGAGUACGAAACCAGAGCUUUCAACAGUACGGGGAUAUCGGUCACGAAUAAUUCGUGUGACUCCUUCGUCUGUGUUAUAUCAGUGCGACCAGAGCCCGGUACAGCCAUAUAUACCUGUGAGGUAUCGAGCGAAGGCCCUCGGUUCGCUGUUGACAGAAGAUCAGCAAAUAUGACGCUGUCUGUCUUACCAGAAUACGAGCCUCUGAUCACCGGUCUGCCAACCAUCGUGCAAGCUGGUGAGCAGGCGUUCGUCAAUUGUACAUCAGACUACUCGCUCCCACCAGCCACGAUCGACUGGUAUGUGGAUGCAGAGUUGCAAGAGGAUCCAGUGAUCACCGGUCGCACGCAUGUCUCCGGGGCCGACGGCGACGGGCUGCAGGCGUCCUGGCGCACCCUCCACGUGUACCCGGACGACUAUUCGACGCACCGCGGGUACCUCUCGCUGGAGUGCCGCGCCACGGUGCCCACGCGGCCCACUAACGUACGGAGCAUGGCUGUGCGUUUGUUCGUCGCGAGCCGCCCGCACAUAUCGUCUUAUAUGCUAAGUAAAAAUAGUGCUGUGUCGAGGAGUAGUGCGAUAAGAUACAAAACUGGCAUGUGCAUAUGGACGAUAUUUCUAUUGGCGAGAAGACAAGUGCCUUUACUAGUGAAAUAAUGUGACUGAAAUGAACGAAUUCGAAUAGGUACAGUUGUGACGUUAAUUACGUGUUAAAUGUAUGGAUAUCAAUAUUUGACAUUGUUGUUGUUAGGUUGCUGUUAUAUUGUAUUAAUUUGUUCAAGUGCUAAUACCAGGGAGAGGUUGUUUUAAGUGAUGUUUUAUUAAAUAUUCUACUGUGCGCGUAUGUCAUAUGGAGAUAAUUAUCUCAACUAAUAUUAUAAAGUGACAUUUGUGUUUUUGUAUGUAUGUUUGGAAUGAUUUCUCACAAACAACCACUGGACCGAUUUUAAAAAUGAUUAUAGGCUAUAUAUGUACCAAGGACGAGGCCGGGGCGAACCGGUAGUAUAUUAUAGUUUAGUUCGCGCUUGUUAAUCUACCAGUUACAUUGUCAUUGUAUUGUUAUUAUAGUUUAUAGAUUAUUAGUAAAAAAAUAAUGAAGUAUUUAUGAAUUGGGGACUUAUAUAGUUUAUAACAUUAUAUUG
Molecule: messenger RNA, 1465 nt
Organism: Zerene cesonia (dogface butterfly)
Lineage: Eukaryota; Metazoa; Arthropoda; Insecta; Lepidoptera; Pieridae
Exons: 6
Coding region: 126-980 (284 amino acids)
Source: RefSeq, a predicted model, not a curated record